Hemibagrus wyckioides is the source of this 691-nucleotide messenger RNA. It is a transcript of the gene pold4, whose product is annotated as DNA polymerase delta 4, accessory subunit. Gene Ontology annotation, cellular component: delta DNA polymerase complex. The record is from RefSeq and is a predicted model, not a curated record. The transcript has 5 exons. Gene Ontology annotation, biological process: DNA synthesis involved in DNA repair; DNA-templated DNA replication. Gene Ontology annotation, molecular function: DNA-directed DNA polymerase activity. The coding region runs from base 158 to 487 and encodes 109 amino acids. NCBI's taxonomy places the organism in Eukaryota, Metazoa, Chordata, Actinopteri, Siluriformes, Bagridae.
UGUAAAUGAAACGUCAUGACGCAGUUCGUGUACGUAGCCGUCCUCCCCUUCCUUGUUUUGUAAACGAACAGGCCACGGAGUUAAAACCCCCACGAGCUCUACGGUCAACAUUAAACCAGUUAGACUAGCUGUCUGAGAAAAAAAAAACUAAAGAGACAUGACAGCCAAACGUGGCCUCAUCACAGAUACAUUCAAGGUGGUGAAGAAAGUGAAGAGAGGUGACAGAAAGAAUAAUAAACCUCCAUCACCCCCAGCUGCAGAUGUAGAACCUCCAAAACUGAGUGAGAGAGACAUUGAUCUGCAGGAGCUGAGGAAGUUUGACUUGGACUGGCAGUUCGGCCCAUGUACAGGGAUUAGUCGCUUGCAGAGAUGGGAGAGGGCAGCUCUACAUGGCCUGAACCCCCCACAGGAGAUUAAAGACAUACUGCUGAAGGAGAGUACAGACCCAGAAUACACACACAGUCUCUGGCGUGACUACCCCUUGUGAAGAAUCAUGGGUGAAGAAAAUAAGACAGCUAGAGAAAUGAUGCAUUAGUGAGAAAGAAUGAUCAUCAUGGAUAUUGUGAUUGGUCAUGUUUGAAUGUUGCUUGUUUAUUUUUUUUUCUUAUUUGUGCUUGCUAAUUUUUACACUACAUUUUUAUAAAGCAGAAGUUUAUAUGUUAUAAGUUUUAUUAAAACUGCUUUCUCUUAA